Elephantulus edwardii (Cape elephant shrew) is the source of this 2092-nucleotide messenger RNA. It is a transcript of the gene DCLRE1C, whose product is annotated as DNA cross-link repair 1C. NCBI's taxonomy places the organism in Eukaryota, Metazoa, Chordata, Mammalia, Macroscelidea, Macroscelididae. Gene Ontology annotation, molecular function: 5'-3' DNA exonuclease activity; damaged DNA binding. Gene Ontology annotation, biological process: double-strand break repair via nonhomologous end joining; interstrand cross-link repair; protection from non-homologous end joining at telomere. The record is from RefSeq and is a predicted model, not a curated record.
UGACGCCAUGAGUUCCUUCGGGGGUCAAAUGGUCGAGUACCCAACCAUCUCCAUAGACCGCUUUGACAGAGAGAACCUGAAGGCUCGUGCUUACUUUCUGUCCCACUGCCACAAGGAUCACAUGAAAGGAUUAAGAGCCCCUACCUUAAAACGAAGAUUGGAAUGCAGCUUGAAGGUUUACUUAUACUGUUCACCUGUCACUAAGGAGUUGUUGUUAACAAAUGCAAAAUACAGAUUUUGGGAGAAACGAAUUAUAUCAAUUGAAGUUGAUACUCCUACCCAGGUAACUUUAAUUGAUGAAGCAUCUGGCAAGAAGGAAGAGUUGGUUGUGACUCUUUUACCAGCUGGUCAUUGCCCAGGAUCAGUUAUGUUUUUGUUUCAGGGCAAUAAUGGAACAGUCUUAUAUACAGGAGACUUCAGAUUGGCAAAAGGAGAAGUUGCCAGAAUGGAGCUUCUACACUCUGGUGGCAGUGUAAAAGAUAUCCAAAGUGUGUAUUUAGAUACUACCUUCUGUGAUCCAAAAUACUAUCAAAUUCCAAGUCGGGAAGAAUGUUUAAAUGGAAUCUCAGAGCUGGUUGGAAGCUGGAUUACUCGGAGUCCUUACCAUGUGGUGUGGCUGAACUGCAAAGCAGCUUAUGGUUAUGAAUACUUAUUCACCAACCUUAGUGAACAGUUUGGAAUCCAGAUUCAUGUGGAUAAACUGGACAUGUUUAGAAAUAUGCCCGACAUUCUCCAGCAUCUAACAACAGACCGGGGCACGCAGAUCCACGCCUGCCGCCAUCCAAAGGCGGAGGAAUAUUUUCAGUGGAACAAAUUGCCCUGUGGAAUGACUUCCAAAAAUAGAACUCCACUCCGCACAAUCAGCAUUAAGCCAUCUACUAUGUGGUUUGGAGAAAGAACCAGAAAAACAAAUGUAAUUGUAAGGACUGGAGAGAGUUCAUACAGAGCAUGUUUCUCUUUUCAUUCCUCUUACAGUGAGGUUAAAGAUUUCUUGAGCUACAUCUGCCCUGUGAAUGCAUACCCAAACGUCAUUCCCAUGGGUGCAACUGUGGAUAAAGUUAUAGAAAUUUUAAAGCCUUUAUGUCGGUCUGCCCAAAGCACUGAGCCAAAGUAUAAGCCACUUGGAAAGUUGAAGAGAGCUAGAACAACCCGUCUAGAUUCAGAGGAGGAAGAUAAUGAUCUCUUUGAUGACCCUCUCCCAACACCUUUAAGGCACAAGGUUCCAAACCAAUCAACUCUUCACUCUAAAGUCUUUGUAAUGACCGCAGUAUCACACGAUCCACCUGGGAAAAUGAAUCAGAGCACAGUGUACCUCACAGAAGAGAGUGUGCAGACCUCUCUCACGGAAAACUUUGUAGAUUGUCAAGAAUCCAACAGUGAAAGUGAGGAAGAACCAGACAUCCCGACUUCGUUGCAAGGCAGUACGGAGGAUUCUGUGACACUUCACCAGCAGAAGACUGAUGUGGAUGUGCCACAGUGGGAAGUAUUUUUUAAACAAAGCCAUGAAAUCACAGAUGAUGGCCUGGAAAACCUCCCUUCCUCCACAGAGGCAGGGGGAUCUCAAUCACCCAAGCUUUUCAGCGACUCUGAUGGGGAAUCAACCCACAUCUCCUCACAGAAUUCUUCUCAGUCAACACACAUAUCAGAACAAGGAAGCCAAGGCUGGGAUAGCCAGUCAGAUACAAUUCUGUUACCAUCCCAAGAGAGAAACUGUACUGAUAUUCCUUCCAUAAACAAAGGUAAUUAUCGACCUAGAUUCAAAGAGAAUAUUCCCAUCUCCCAGCAAGAACAAAAUGUAUUUUGCUCAAAGAGUACUUAUUCUGAUUUAAAAAAUGGAGUUCAAGAUGUAAAUACAGUUCCUGAUGUUGGAGAGCUACCUGCUGUAAGUAGUGGAAAGUACACUCCAGAGGAGAAAUGGUCAGUAAAUCCUAGCACAAAGCCAGAUUCUCAGAGCUCCUCUGAUUUUGAAAUUCCCUCAACUCCAGAUGCUGAGGUACCCAAACAAGAACAUUUACAGUAUUUAUACGAGAAGCUGGCAACAGGUGAGAGUGUAAUAGUUAAGGGGAAAAAAAGCUCACUCCUAGAUAUUUAA